GCACGCAAUAAAGAACAAGAAGCUGAAGUUUUGGAGUGGAUCGAAGCUGUUCUUGGCGAAAAAUUACCCAAGGGAGAUUACGAGGACAUUUUGAAGGACGGAGUUAUUCUUUGCCAGUUGAUAAACAAACUUGCACCUGGUUCUGUUAAGAAAAUCCAAACCAAGGGUACUAAUUUCCAAUUGAUGGAAAAUGUCCAAAGGUUUCAAGCAGCGAUUAAAAAUUAUGGAGUUCCACAAGAAGAAAUUUUCCAGACUGCAGAUUUAUUUGAGAGACGUAACAUCCCUCAAGUAACUUUGUGUCUUUACUCUCUUGGAAGAAUGACACAAAAACACCCUGAGUACAAUGGGCCAAGAUUAGGGCCAAAAAUGGCCGAGAAAAAUGAAAGAACAUUCACAGAAGAUCAACUGAGAGCCAGUGAAGGUCAAUUGAACCUUCAAAUGGGUUUCAACAAAGGUGCAAGUCAAUCUGGUCACGGAGGAUUCGGAAAUACAAGACACAUGUAA
Cotesia congregata is the source of this 504-nucleotide messenger RNA. The record is from the annotation of a GenBank genome assembly. Lineage: Eukaryota; Metazoa; Arthropoda; Insecta; Hymenoptera; Braconidae.